Molecule: messenger RNA, 5402 nt
Organism: Lacerta agilis (Sand lizard)
Lineage: Eukaryota; Metazoa; Chordata; Lepidosauria; Squamata; Lacertidae
Product: bifunctional heparan sulfate N-deacetylase/N-sulfotransferase 3
Exons: 14
Coding region: 583-3501 (972 amino acids)
Cellular component (GO): Golgi apparatus
Molecular function (GO): deacetylase activity; heparan sulfate N-sulfotransferase activity
Source: RefSeq, a predicted model, not a curated record
AGCAUCCCGUCCCCGCUGCUGGAAGGGAAAGGCGAAGGGGCCACUGACUGGGGAGGGGGAGUCUCGCCUGGCAGGCGCUUCUUCUCUUUCACGAGGGUGCCUCAGCCCAGGCCAUUCCCGUUGAGGGGAGGGCAAAGCAAGCCGCUGCGAGAGGGGCAAAGCUGGCAAAGCUUACUCUCCUGCUAAAGUCGUAGCCUGCUUGCCUCUCCUCUUCCCCGGGGACUGAGAGGAGCCAAGUGGGGUUGGAGGCAGCUGAGGAGGCGACCCUGGCUGGCCCUCGCCUGGGAAAGGAGAAGCCUCGGGGUGGGGUGGGCAGAGAGACGCGGCGCGAAGGAGCCAGCAAGCAAGUUGUGCCUGCUGCGUGUGCGGAGAUCUAUGUCUCGCGAGGAGCCGCAGAAGGUCACCGACAAGUGGAGGAGGCACCAUGGUCCUGGAGCGCAUCUUCAGUAUAUAUUUCCUGUGAAUUGUGCUGAAGAUAGAUAUACACGCUGCAAUGGUGACAUAAACUACUAAACUGGACUGGAAUAAAAUCUGAAAAUCUCUUUAAUCUCAAUGCUGCUGCUAUUGGAAACCAUCUAAGGCAUGACUUACAAAAUGACUUAUAUUGUGAAACUUCAUAGACAUUUCCAACGAACAGUUAUAUUGCUGGCCACUUUUUGUAUGGUGAGCAUUGUUAUUUCAGCAUAUUAUUUGUACAAUGGCUACAAACAAGAAAAUGAACUUUCUGAGAUCUCUUCAGAAGUGGAAUGUGGAGACCUUCCUGUACUGUUGCCAUACAAGUUAGCACCAUGGAAGAUGGUUAAGCCCAUUGAUCCCUUAAGGACUGAUCCUGUGGUACUAGUUUUUGUGGAAAGCCAGUACUCUGCACUUGGCCAAGACAUAAUAAUGAUUUUAGAAUCCAGCAGGUUCCAAUAUCAUAUUGAGAUUGCUUCUGGGAAAGGUGAUCUUCCUGUACUUAUAGAUAAAAACAAAGGAAAGUACAUUCUCAUAAUAUUUGAGAAUAUAUUUAAGUAUGUGAAUAUGGAUUCCUGGAAUCGAGGCCUUCUAGACAAAUACUGUGGAGAAUAUGGAGUUGGAAUGAUCGGAUUCCAUAAGAGCAGUGAGAACUCUCUACAGACUUCUCAGUUAAAAGGUUUUCCUUUUCACAUCCAUGGUAAUGUGGGUGUUAAGGACUGUUGCAUCAACCCUUAUUCAUCUCUGCUCCAUAUGACUAAAUCAUCAAAGUUUGAUAAAGGUCCUUUGCCAGGAAAUGACUGGACAGUUUUCCACAUAAAUCAUUCAGCCUACCAACCUGUUAUAUUUGCAAAAGUAAAAACGCCUGAAAACCUCCCACCUCCUGUAAUUAAAAGUUCUUUCCAUGCAACUGUUGUUCAUGACUUGGGUCUUCAUGAUGGGAUUCAACGUGUUCUUUUUGGCAACAAUUUGAACUUUUGGCUGCACAAGCUCAUAUUUAUAGAUGCUAUUUCAUUCUUGACUGGCAAGAGGCUUGCGUUGUCCUUGGAUAGAUACAUUCUUGUUGACAUCGAUGACAUCUUUGUUGGAAAGGAAGGAACAAGGAUGAAGGCCAAUGAUGUUCAGGCUCUGCUUGAUACUCAGAACCUUCUGAGAGCUCAAAUUGCAAAUUUCACUUUCAACCUGGGAUUUUCAGGGAAAUUUUACCACACAGGAACUGUAGAGGAAGACGAAGGCGAUGACCUAUUACUGGGGUCUGUGGAUGAAUUUUGGUGGUUCCCUCAUAUGUGGAGCCACAUGCAGCCUCAUCUCUUCCAUAAUGAAUCAUCCCUGGUAGAACAGAUGAUCCUCAACAAAAAAUUUGCCUUAGAACAUGGCAUCCCAACUGAUCUGGGAUACGCUGUGGCUCCACACCAUUCUGGCGUCUAUCCUGUCCACGUCCAACUUUACGAUGCCUGGAAGAAAGUCUGGAAUAUCAAAAUCACCAGCACAGAAGAGUAUCCACAUCUAAAACCUGCACGGUACAGAAGGGGCUUCAUCCACAAAAACAUCAUGGUUCUUCCUCGACAAACUUGUGGUCUCUUUACUCACACCAUUUUCUACAAAGAAUAUCCUGGCGGUCCUAAAGAACUGAACAAAAGUAUACAGGGUGGGGAACUGUUUUUCACUGUUGUUCUCAAUCCAAUCAGCAUCUUUAUGACUCACUUGUCUAACUAUGGGAAUGACCGCUUGGGUUUGUACACCUUUGUCAAUCUGGCUAAUUUUGUUCAGAGUUGGACUAACUUGAAGCUGCAGACACUACCUCCAAUUCAGUUGGCUCACAAGUACUUUGAACUCUUCCCUGAGCAAAAGGACCCUCUUUGGCAGAAUCCUUGUGAUGACAAGCGACACAGAGAUAUCUGGUCAAAAGAAAAAACCUGUGAUCGGUUACCAAAAUUCCUGGUUAUUGGACCCCAGAAAACUGGUACAACAGCUUUGUAUUUGUUCCUGAUUAUGCAUCCAUCCAUCAUUAGUAACUCCCCCAGCCCCAAAACCUUUGAGGAGGUACAGUUCUUUAAUAGAAAUAACUACCACAGGGGGAUUGAUUGGUAUAUGGAAUUCUUUCCUGCACCUUCCAACGUCACUACAGACUUCCUUUUUGAGAAGAGUGCCAACUAUUUCCAUUCUGAAGAAGCCCCUAAACGAGCAGCUUCAUUGAUUCCCAAGGCAAAAAUCAUCACCAUUCUCAUUGAUCCAUCAGAUCGAGCAUACUCCUGGUAUCAGCACCAGCGAUCACACAAAGACCCUGCAGCUCUAAAGUUUACCUUCUAUCAAGUGAUUAGCGCUGGACAUCAUGCUUCAGCAGAGCUUAAGGCUCUUCAAAAGAAAUGUCUAGUACCUGGAUGGUAUGCUACCCAUAUAGAAAGAUGGCUAACUUACUUUCCACCUUAUCAGUUACUAAUUAUUGAUGGACAGCAGCUGAGAAAUGAUCCAGCUAUCGUGAUGGACGAAGUGCAGAAGUUUCUGGGAGUUACUCCUCAUUAUAAUUACUCAGAAGCCCUAACGUUUGACUCACACAAGGGUUUCUGGUGUCAACUCUUGGAAGAAGGAAAAACAAAAUGUCUUGGAAAGAGCAAAGGCAGAAAGUACCCUCCAAUGGAUUCUGAGGGGUUUUCUGUCAAGCUACUACAGAGAUCACAAUGUGGAACUCUCAAAGCUUCUACACAAAUUGGGACAACCCCUUCCAUCAUGGCUGAGACAGGAGCUACAAAAAGUGAGAUAACAUUGGGGGAAAUGCUUCUAGAGAGAGCUCUUCUUCACUUCAAAUAUAAUCAGACCUGGUCUCUAGUAGCUACAAGAAAGCUGUUGGAAAAUCUGUCUCUUCAAGAGAACAAAAAUGUGAGGUUUGUGCCAUAUGCUGGCAAGUGGACUGUGAAAGUGUGUGCACUUGUGUCUUUGGAAGUGCAUGGUAUUUCAUUACAAUUUCUUGUUUCAUGGAGGUUACAUAGCGAAGGUCAUAUGGGCCAGCUCCCACUUAUUUCAGUGGGGCUGGCACAAGAGAACUUCUAGUGGGUUGUGCCCAUAACUUGCUGUGCAAAGGUGGAAAUAAAAAGCAACUGGCCUAGGUUUCAAAAACAAUAUACAACUGUCCAAAAUCAUAAUAAAUAUUUACAAUUUUAUAGAUUAUAUUCAUAUCAGUUUAAGAAUAUUGUGUCUCAUGUCAGUUUUGUAACACACUGUCUGCCUGCUGAGGUUUCUUAUUGUUUGAUUACAAUGCUGUGUCUUUUUUUAAAAUGAGAAAAUACGUAGCACAAAAUGCCAUAUGUAUUCCCCCUUUGCAAUCUGAUUCAAAGCACUGAACUAGGUGUUUUUUUAAGUCAGUUUAUGUCAUUUAGGAAUACAACAUAGGUGGGGAAUGCAUCAUAGUAUUCAAGAGAAAUGAUAUUAUGUAUUUGAGUUGAACGGCUGAAUCCUUUCACCUCAAUUCAUUGAACUGGGAGUUGCUGUAGCAUUGUGGAACCUGUCCCUUCCUGAACAGAUGACUGAUGGAAGAAGUCCUGCAGAUGCUCUGCUUGUAGAUCAGCAUCAGAAGUGCAUGUCCAACCAGGGCUUACAGAUAUUUAAGAUUUUCCCAAAUCAUAGUCUUACACAUUCUAUUCACCUUUUACUGGGUCAGGGUCUUUGGCCACUGCAGGAAAAAUACUUAGGCAUAAUUUACAAGGCUUUGGUUGUUUCACUUGCAUACCACAAACAAAAACCCUUACGUUGUUCAAGAAAGAAUUCCAAAAGAAUUAAAUCCAAACUUGUAAAAUAUUUUUUCAGGUUCACAGGAGUAAAAAAUCAUGUCGGUGAAAUAAUUGUAUUUUUUAAAAAAUUCAUAUCCUUUUUUUUGGUCAGUCUUUUGCCACUAGCUAAGCUGAUUUCCCAUCCCAACUUCCCCUCCUCCUGCCUAAAAUUGGAAAAGAUUCCACUGAUUCACUAGUACUACAUCAGAUGGAGAAAGUGGCAAGUAGCAUACUCAUAGCUGAUUUGCUUUAUUUACAUCAUUACGUGUUCUACAUGCUUUGGAUUUCUUAGAUACUAUAUUACGCAUUUCUUUAGUAUUUUCAAAAUGAACAGAUUCACAAGCUAUGGAGACAUUUGGAGGGAAUAUCUGCAGUUAAGUUAAUACAACAAAUUAAUCAAAAUUAUUUUUUAAGCAAUGAACAUUAUGCUGCUGGCCUAAAAAAAAUUAUGAACACAGUUAACUUUAAAAACCGAUGAUGAAAUUUCUGAAAGCAUGUAGCUCUGAUAAUUAAUAUUUUACAACACUAUAAUGACUAAAUGUGUAGCAAAGCUAGACAAUAUUAUGAACCAAGUUUAUGCUAUUGAUAUUUGGCUCAGGGUGCUUUGAAACUAAAUGGCUAGAUCUCUAACCAAAUAUAUCAAAAUAUUAGAUAUAAGACAGUAAUUAUGCACCAUUAUUUUCAGUACGGUUUACUGGAUGUAGCAUCUCCCAGCCAAGGUUAAGCACUGUUCAGUCCCAAUUAUUUUAAUGGAAAGCUACUCACAUGCUUAAAUGUGCUUGGAGCCCCUGAUUUAGGAAGCACUACAUUGAUAAGGAAAUAUUUUAAGCCAUUAGUCCUACUCCUUACCUUUUAGUUAAGUAAAGCAAUAAACUGAGUGCGAAUGGUCCCUUUAUUCAAUAUGGAAAUAACAAGCGCUCAGACUGUACCUCUGUCAUUACCACUUUAUGAACAAAUAUACAAUUGUACUGAACAACCACAUGUAUGCAGUAUCCUUUCCAUUUGUGAAGGAUUCUCUGCAGAAGAGUGCUUGCUUUCUUCCUUAUCCUGUCAUACAAAGCUAUAAUAGGUUCCUCCAAUCUACUGGUUUUCAAACUUUUGCUUGAUAAGUAGAAACUUGGCAUUACUCAAAGAAAGAUCCUUAGUGGCAGGCAAGUGCCCUUGAAAGAUAGUUUGCUAACCACA